GUGAGCUCGGUCGAAUCUACUCUAAGACUAACUAAUAAAAUAAUCAUUCUUUUCUGUCGUCUUCUCAUCUCAAAUUCUUUUUUUAAAGAGGGAGAGAGUAAGUGAGAAACAGAGACGAAAACAGAGCAAGAGCAACCCUCCAACUCCAAGACAUGCGGACUGUACCAUUGGGAAUAUCGGCAUCUUCAACCGCUAUUAACUGCUCUGCAACUGCAAGGGUCUCUCUUCUCAACUCUUUCAACCCCAAGAAGCCCAACCCUUCUUCUUUUUCUUCUCCUAGGGUUUUCAACUCAACUGAUGAAUUCUCUUUCCUUUCUCUCUGCAAAUCAGGAGUGUGCAGAGCUAGUCAAGUGGUCGACUUGUUCCCAACAGUGUCCCCUGAGAUUGUUGUUCGGAAGGCAAGAUUAGAGGACUGUUGGGAAGUGGCUGAGACUCACUGCAGUUCUUUCUUCCCCGAGUAUUCUUUCCCAUUAGAUUUUGUCCUAAGGAUUGACAGGAUUGUGGGAAUGCUGGCUGGAUUUUCAAUUCCGAAUGGUUGCAGGAGAACUUGUUUGGUUGCUGUAACCAGUAGCUCACUAGAUGAAACAUUCCUCUUAGGAACUCAAGACUUGAAGAUUGGAGGUUUAGAUGGGAAAAUUAGUCUCAAUAAAGGGUAUGUGACUGGAAUCUUAACAGUGGAUACUGUGGCUGAUUUUCUCCCUAGGAAAGGACCUCUCAGGCAGAGAAGGACUGGCAUUGCAUACAUAUCAAAUGUUGCGGUUAGGGAAAAAUUUCGACGGAAAGGAAUAGCUAAACAGCUCGUAGCAAAGGCAGAAGCUCAGGCGCUGAGAUGGGGUUGCCGUGCCAUUGCCUUACACUGUGAUCUGAACAAUCCUGGAGCUACAAAACUGUACAAGGGUCAGGGUUUCAGAUCUGUCAAGGUGCCAGAUGGAGCAACUUGGCCUCAGCCAAAGACCUCUCCGGAUGUCAAGUUUAAUUUCAUGAUGAAGCUUUUGAACACUUCUACGACUGCUUAGAUUCUUUUCAGAACAUGUGAAAUUCAAUAAGGAAAAUAUUUGGAGGAAAUAAAAAUGACAGACGCAAGAAAGGGAAACAAAACAAUGUAGGAUAUCCGAUAUUAGCUUGUAUAUAGUAUGUAAGCGAAACGGCUUCAACUUGCUUUGUCUUCAUAAUUUCAUGAUUGACGUGUUUUAUGUGACAUGAACUUGGUUGUUUCUUUGUCAAACGCCAAAGUUGUAAAGCCACAAUUCAUUGGAUUUAGCUAAGUUUAGAAAA
This is a messenger RNA of Humulus lupulus (European hop), 1275 nucleotides long. RefSeq names its product GCN5-related N-acetyltransferase 4, chloroplastic. Gene Ontology annotation, cellular component: chloroplast. The transcript is spliced from 3 exons. Bases 153 to 1016 code for a protein of 287 amino acids. Gene Ontology annotation, molecular function: N-acetyltransferase activity. Gene Ontology annotation, biological process: N-terminal protein amino acid acetylation. NCBI's taxonomy places the organism in Eukaryota, Viridiplantae, Streptophyta, Magnoliopsida, Rosales, Cannabaceae. The record is from RefSeq and is a predicted model, not a curated record.